Molecule: messenger RNA, 1550 nt
Organism: Glycine soja
Lineage: Eukaryota; Viridiplantae; Streptophyta; Magnoliopsida; Fabales; Fabaceae
Exons: 3
Coding region: 233-1219 (328 amino acids)
Source: RefSeq, a predicted model, not a curated record
UCUCCGAUUCUCUUUCUCAGCAUAUUUUUGUUCUCUGCAAUUUCGUGCGUUGAUUCAAGCAUUUUACCUAACCCCGAAUCAAUUCUGUAAUUUUGUAAGAAAUUAACGAAACUAGCGUUCGAAAUUUUGUUUAAAAGAAAGCACAAUCGCGUUCGGAAAGUUGUUUCCGCGUCGUGAUUCGAACGAUAGAGCUUUCGUCGUAACAGCUUCGUGUUCUUCGUGUUAAUAGGCGAUGGAGAGGAGCAACAGCAAGAAGGUUCUGAAGUCGAGGCUUUUGAACGAGAACGUUCCUCCAUUGCAGAUCGAUUCGGAGGAAAGAAGAGGACGCUAUCUCCAACCAACCGCUAUGAGUCCACGGUUUCAACCGUUCGCCGAGAACGUCGACGCCGGCUCGCCGCUCACGCGCUAUCUCUUCGCCGGAUCUCCGCUCUCCGGCAAGUUCGCCGCCGCCAGCGAGGCCUUUGUUUCUCCGAAGUUUGGCGCCAGGACCGCGAAAGCGCUUCAGUACUGCGGCACCAGUUCGGGAGGAAGCAGUAGCUUCGGUUCUCGCGGUAGGUUGACGCCUUCGCCGCUUUCGUCACUCGAAAACAUGGAGUUCGCGCCGCUCCUGUCGCCUCCGGUGUACCGAACGCCGUCUACGGGGGACGAUGACGUCAUCGUGAUGGAUGCUAUUCUCGUGAGGCCAGUGUCCGGCGGAAAGAGCGGAAGGUCUUCCUCUUCCUCCGGCCGCGGCUCUUUCUCAUCGUCGUCGUCGACGGGGAAGAACGUGUUCAAGACGGAGAUUUGCAAAGCGCGAGAAGAAUCUGGUAACAGUCGUUACAACUCCAAAAGCCAGUAUGGACGCGUACCAGAAGAGUAUCGUAGCAUUAUUUUGGCCAGGAAAAGAAAAUCUGAGGAAGAGACAAGCAGCUCUUCUGUUGGAGCAGGGUCAAGCAUGCAUGACCCAAGCAGCCAUGUUCAUCAGCACUAUGCAGCAGCUGAAUCUGAUCCCGUAGUCGUAACAUCCCAACCAACUUCAGCUGAACCUCAUAAUGCCCUUACCGAUUCCAACGCUUUCAAUGACUGGUCACCCCUAGAUGAUAUUACUGAGGUUGUUCUGCCAGCUUCGGAUAAAGCUCCAUCAAGGGAAGAAGUUGAUGCUUAUAUUUCUGGGAUUCAGCAUGGCCGGACUGGUAAAAAGAGAUUACCAGUGUUUGAAGCAAUUUGCAAGGGGGAUUGAUCCCCAUUAUUCAUAAUACGCCUCUUCACUGAUCCAAGUUACUCAAAAGUAAAACCCUGUUUUUUUUUCCUGCCAUUUAAAUAAUUUUUCCCAAUUUUAAAAUAAAUAAAGUCAUGGUUGGGGCGUUUUGGAAAGUAUAACCUUUCAAAUGGAGCCCAUAUCCCUUUGGGUCUGUUGCCUCGUGCUCUAGUGCACUUUAACGUUUUUUUUUUAAUCAAAUUUAAAACUUAAUCCAAUCAAAAUUUGAUUUUUACAAUUUUUUUUUUGAAAUUCAACCUAUUCAUGAACUAAUUAGUCGUCAGUAAGUGAUGUAUAUACUACGGUUUUCAUG